Messenger RNA from Microsporum canis CBS 113480, 1215 nucleotides. Its product is annotated as 8-oxoguanine DNA glycosylase. The record is from RefSeq and is a predicted model, not a curated record. The transcript is spliced from 3 exons. Gene Ontology annotation, biological process: nucleotide-excision repair; base-excision repair; base-excision repair, AP site formation. Gene Ontology annotation, molecular function: damaged DNA binding; 8-oxo-7,8-dihydroguanine DNA N-glycosylase activity. Lineage: Eukaryota; Fungi; Ascomycota; Eurotiomycetes; Onygenales; Arthrodermataceae. The coding region runs from base 1 to 1215 and encodes 404 amino acids. Gene Ontology annotation, cellular component: nucleus.
AUGGGACGAAGCUGGCGAAAGCACGAUGAUGAAUGGACUUGCUCACUCUACGGACGCGUUCUGUCAUUACGACAGGACCCAGAUUUCCUUUGGUACCGAUCAUACAAACCUCCAGCUAUCGAAUCCGCCGCCCUUCCUACGCCCCCGAUCUCUACUGUAGCAACUGAACGUGGCACCCCUGAUGAUGACGACACCGAGGCAUUGAUCUAUCAUUAUUUCAAUCUCGAGUAUAAUCUAUCGGACUUGUAUGAACAAUGGGCAGCUUCGGAUGCAAAUUUUAAGAAGAAAGCAGUACAGUUCGCUGGUAUUCGAAUCAUGAGGCAGGAUGCUUGGGAGACUCUUGUUUCUUUUAUUUGCAGCAGCAACAACAACAUUGCCCGUAUAUCUCAGAUGGUAGAAAAGUUAUGCGUCAACUAUGGACCAUUCAUUGGUCAAUUGGGUGACCAGAAAUAUUAUGAUUUCCCAGCUCCGUCAGCCUUGACUGGUAUUGGUGUUGAAUCGCACCUUCGGGAACUUGGCUUUGGCUAUAGGGCCAAAUACAUCUACCAGACCGCAAUGAUAGUUGUAAAUGACCGAGAUCCUGGGUGGCUGAACAGCUUACGGAACCCAGAAAAGCCUGCUUUCAACGAGGAACCUACUGCACCUGGAGCUGUGGCUAGAGUUGAAAAGUCGGGAUAUCGGGAGGCCCAUGAGCAGCUGCUUGCUUUACAAGGUGUCGGCCCCAAAGUUGCGGAUUGCGUUUGUCUGAUGGGCCUGGGUUGGGGAGAAUCGGUGCCUGUCGACACCCAUGUUUGGCAAAUUGCUCAGCGUGACUACAAAUUUGGAAAAGGAAAACAAAAGACUUUGAACAAAACAACAUAUAAUGCUGUUGGUGACCACUUCAGGGAUUUAUGGGGGAAGGAAGCAGGCUGGGCGCAGAGUGUUCUCUUUACCGCGAAUCUCAAGUCAUUUUCUGACCGUUUAAAACUCAAGGUUGAGGAUGACAGUCAGUCUACUGAGACGCUAAAAUUUGAGUCUAAAAUAGAGUCAGGACUUGUGAAGAGAGAGGGAAAGGAAGACAGCGAAGACGAGAAAGGCGGGAUUCGAGUAAUUACCCGAAUUUCUGUGAAAAGGGAAUUGUCGGAAGGUGCAGAUACAGGCCUUGGAGAUAACCCUGAUACCCUUGAAUCCGCGCCAAAGAAACGAAGAACGCGAUCAUCAAGAUCUCGGAAAUAA